This is a messenger RNA of Penicillium bovifimosum, 507 nucleotides long. RefSeq names its product Hsp20/alpha crystallin family protein. The record is from RefSeq and is a predicted model, not a curated record. NCBI's taxonomy places the organism in Eukaryota, Fungi, Ascomycota, Eurotiomycetes, Eurotiales, Aspergillaceae. Bases 1 to 507 code for a protein of 168 amino acids. The transcript has a single exon. Gene Ontology annotation, biological process: protein folding; protein complex oligomerization; response to salt stress.
AUGUCUCUCCUCCGUGCCAGCUUCCCUCGCACUGGCGACUUCGCCCCUCUCUUCCGUCUUCUUGACGACUACGAUGCCCACCGCUCCAGCGGCAAUCACACUGCGGCUCGUGCUUUCUCCCCUCGCUUUGACGUCCGCGAGUCUGAGAAGGCGUUCCACUUCGAUGGCGAGCUGCCUGGCAUCGCCCAAAAGGACAUCGACGUUGAGUUCCCCGACCCUCAGACCAUGGUCAUCAAGGGCCGCGUCGUUCGCGAGUACCACACCCCCGAGCCUCAGGCUGAGGCCAAGGAAGGUGCCGAGCAGGCCGAAGACAACCAGGUCACCAAGAACAAGUCUGGCCACCGUUUCUGGGCCAGUGAGCGCUCCGUCGGCGAGUUCCAGCGCUCCUUCACCUUCCCGAGCCGCGUCGACCCCGACAAGACCUCGGCCAAUCUGAAAAAUGGCAUCCUCUCCAUUGAGGUCCCCAAGGCAACUGCUGCUGCUUCCAAGAAGAUCACUAUUGGAUAG